AAUUCACUUUGAUUACUCGCGAUCGAUUUCACAUGCCACAAUUCCUUCUUUGCGAGGCCAAACGCUCAAGCUUCGAACACUCCACAUUCACAGCAUCAAGAGAAUUCAAGUGGCACAGCGGUCGACAGCGAAGCUCUACAUCAUGUCUCAACCAACGGAAUCGAACUUCGACCCUUCUACCUCGUCUCUUCUGAAGAUCGGCAGUCUAGAUCCUGGUGUCACCUAUGUCGAACGCACUGCCGUGCGCGCCAUUCUCCAAAACCCUCUGAACAAACGACUCGCCAUCAUCCACGUCAAAAAGGGCAAUUACUACAAGCUUCCAGGCGGCGGUAUUGAGCCCAACGAGGACCAUUCCAUCGCCGUUGCUCGAGAAAUCUUGGAGGAAACCGGUUGCAUGAUCUCUAUGGAUAUCGGCACGUGCUUGGCGACAUGCGAGGAAUACCGCAAUGAUCUUCACCAGAUCUCCUACUGCUACGUAACCAAGAUGAUUGAGGAUACUGGACGUCCUGAGCUGACUGAGCUCGAAGCUUCGGAGGGAUUGUCUCAUCGUUGGGUUUCUGUAAACGAGGCUAUGGAGGUCAUGCAGGAUUCCGUGCCAACCUCGGAAUUGGGCAAGUUUAUCAAAGAGAGAGACCUCUUCUUCGUUGAGAAGUUUGCUGAUAUUUUUUAAAUUGGCGAGGGAAGCAUUUGAACGGAUUUGAUAGAUACACUGGGUGUAAGCCAUUGCUUGCAAGUCUCAGGCAGCAUCUUAAUUGAAAGUUGCGUUGUUUUCCUUCCAACUUUGAAUCUACAUCUGCGCACUCUGAC
This is a messenger RNA of Mollisia scopiformis, 807 nucleotides long. RefSeq lists its product as uncharacterized. NCBI's taxonomy places the organism in Eukaryota, Fungi, Ascomycota, Leotiomycetes, Helotiales, Mollisiaceae. The transcript has 2 exons. Gene Ontology annotation, molecular function: hydrolase activity. The coding region runs from base 143 to 670 and encodes 175 amino acids. The record is from RefSeq and is a predicted model, not a curated record.